Molecule: messenger RNA, 873 nt
Organism: Hypoxylon fragiforme
Lineage: Eukaryota; Fungi; Ascomycota; Sordariomycetes; Xylariales; Hypoxylaceae
Exons: 4
Coding region: 1-873 (290 amino acids)
Biological process (GO): mycotoxin biosynthetic process
Source: RefSeq, a predicted model, not a curated record
AUGACGAGAUCGUCCGAGUAUUCAGAGCCGAAAGAUGAGUCGUCGACGGCUAGACUACUUUCCUCUGACGAUGACUCGUAUACAUUCGAGACACCACAGGAAAGACCAAAGUCGCACUCCUGGAGCACAGCGCUAUGUAUCAUAGCCUUCGUUCUUUCCCUCGUCACCACCAACGUGGUAAGCGUAAUCAUAACUCUCCAAGCUGUGCGCGGCUCCCAAGGCAGCCGGACCGUAUCGGAACCUCCAGGAGGAGUAGCACCGCUGGUUCGUAGCAUACUGGCCGACUCCAAGCCAACCCGAUUCAACACGCCGUUCUACAACCGGGAGAAUAGCACAUACCGCGAACAUGAGUCUGCAGAUACAGAGGCCGCCUGGUUGGAAUUGACCCAGAUCCACGCCGGUAUCCUCCUAGUGCCGAGUGAAGAUGCUGAAGCCUCCGGGAUCGACCCAAAGAAACACGCCUACUUCGACAACCCCGAGAAAGGACUUGUCGGGCACCCGGUGCUGAUCGAAGCAACCCACCAACUGCACUGUCUGAAUCUGCUGAGACGGUACUCCUACUUCAACUUCAACUACACCAGCCAAGUAGAGCACACCGCUCUCUCGGCCACAACCUCGUACUACCAAAGCCUGCACGUCGAUCACUGCGUAGAGUACCUCCGCCACCGCCUGAUGUGCACCGCAGACGUCGGGAUCGUGCCGUUCGUGUGGGGCGGCCACGAGGGCCGGCUGACGGCGGACAUGGACCGCAUGCACAUGUGCAAGGACUACGAGUCCGUCCGGCAGUUUGUGAAGACGCACUCGAUACCGAGGCCCGUGAACGGCGAGGUCAAGCCGAGGCCGGGGGACUUUGUUGUUGAUGAUUAUAUUUAG